AUUGACGAUGGAAGCUGCCGAGCCGGAGAACUCAACGCCGAGGAAUUCCUGUCCGACUUCUGUCCGUACUCCGCGGGUAUUGUGGACACCAUCGCCCAGGUAUUCAGCAGUUCUGUCGCGGAUGAGAGUAGUGCUCCGACUUCUGCAAUUCUAGCCAACCUGACCAAGCUCAGCGUGUACACAGGUCCCUCCGGUUGUUCUGCGGUUCACGUUGACAUGCCACGUGGUGUGCAUCAAUUUUGCAGCUUAAUUGUCGCACUGCCCGUACCUCACGUUGGUGGCGAAUUGGUAGUCAAGCGCGGCGAUCGCAGGGUCAAGUUCGAUUUCUCCGAAGGAGUCGCACAGAACGUGAUACAGUGGGCAGCCUUCUACAGCGACUGCGAACUUGAGUUUCUCACUGUGACCUCGGGACAUCACAUAACCUUGACUUACAAUCUAGUUUGGAAAUCGCUCAUUCCGACUAAGCUGGCCAACCUAUCCCCUUCGACCAUUGACGUACACGACAUGCCCUUACAUCAGAUCUUGAGCAAGUCUCUGAUUUCCCCAUCGUUCUUCCCUGAUGGAAGGAUCUUGGCCAUUGUGAUGUCCCACAAUUAUGCGCAUACGUCAAAGCGUUGCUUCCUACCACAGGGACUGAGAGGCAGCGAUAUGACCUUGUUCGAGAUUUGCAAAGCUUUGAACCUGGCGACAUACGUCCGACUCACAACCGAC
This is a messenger RNA of Dissoconium aciculare CBS 342.82, 711 nucleotides long. RefSeq lists its product as uncharacterized. The annotation marks the transcript as partial. The transcript has a single exon. Lineage: Eukaryota; Fungi; Ascomycota; Dothideomycetes; Mycosphaerellales; Dissoconiaceae. The record is from RefSeq and is a predicted model, not a curated record.